AUGACCGCUCCGUUCUGCCCGGGGCACCAACAACCCGCGCGCUACCUCACCGUCAAGAAGAACGGACCCAACUAUGGCACGAGCCCGUCCUCCUCGCAGGGCAAGGAAAGCCCUGCCAAACCGCCCAGCAUCGGGUCCUACUUCACUGCACGGGCGCUCUUUCCUUCGCACGGCGAUAGCGGUCUCAGUACCACGGGUGCCCAGCCGCAAGCAUCGCACAUGCAGGAGGAAACGGAGUGGACAGACGCGCAGUACGACGAGCCGGCGGGUGAGAAGGAGGCGGCUGCGCCGACGACGUCGUCCUUCUUCUCCACUCCGGUGACGCCCAUUCGUUUGCCCAAGCGUGGCAGAGACAUUAGCGCAGUGGUGGCUGCCCUGUCGUCGCCCAAGAAGCCCAGCAGCGCACCUUCACCGUCGCCCGUCGCCACGUCCUCUUCCACGUCAUCGACACCAUCGCGCAGCACUCAAACGUCUCAGACGUUCCUCUCCACGCCCGACGCCUUUGCGCUCUCGUUUGAGGAUGACGACAUUGAAGAGCCCGAGGACAACCACAGCACGCCGCCCGGCGGGAUGCGCCAAGAGGUCACCGCAAACCGGAAAUCGACGCUUUCUACUCUCACGCCCGCAAGACCGGUCAGCGCUGCGCCCCGACCCUCGCAGCAAGCUCAACGUCCUGUGCCGCAGCAGUCCCUGUCGUCCACUCCGCAGCCUGUUGGCCAGGGCCAGUCCACGGUCACAACAGGACGAGGCGAAAUCGCCAGGGGAGAUCGGCACUACACCACCACGCCCACCAUGGCGUCGCCGCGCGCGGCAGCAGCAGACAACGGGCUCAAGAAGGGCACACUCGGCAGAGGGGUGCAGCUCGGCGCUCGCCCAAAACCCAAGCAACUCGACGACGAUGAGGCCAGCGGGGAAGAGGCGACCACGGGAGAGUUCGGGGACACGUGGUCGUGGCUCAGAAACGAACUCGACGCGGAGAGGCGCCCGCGCACCCAUCCCAACUACGACCCGUCCACGCUGUUCAUACCCAAGUCGGAAUUCGCUCGUCUCACGCCCGCCCAGCAGCAGUACUGGCUCAUCAAGUCCAAGAACUGGGACUCCCUUGUCUUCUUUCGCGUGGGCAAGUUUUUCGAGCUCUACAACAAGGAUGCCGACCUGGGCAACAAGCUAUUCGACCUCAAGCUCGUCAUCAAGCCCACCAGGGGCGGUUCCAACAUGCGGCAAUGUGGCGUCCCCGUGCCCAAUCUUCAAAUCUGGUUGGCCAAGCUCGUGGCGCUCGGGCACAAGGUGGUCAUUGUGGACGAGACCGAGACCAGCGUGGGUGCCAAGGUGCGGCAGAGGCAAGGCGACGGCAACUGGAAGAAAGCCGUAGCCAAGAGUCGAACAGACGGCCUGGUGGACCGACAAGUGAAGCAAGUGCUCACCGCCGGCACCAUUGUUGAUGAAGGCCUGAUGAACGACCACAGAGCCAACUACAUUCUCUCCAUCAAGGAAGACAUCAUUCCCGACCCGGAGAGCCGAACCGAGGAGGUGACCUACGGAAUCUGCUUUGUGGACUGCACCACUAGCGAGUUCAACCUGGGCCAGUUCGUGGAUGACAGCGAACGAAACCAGCUCGAGACUCUUCUUCUCCGAGUCAAACCGUCCGAGAUUCUCUAUGAAAAGACACUGCAGCUCAUCAAGCGCAGCGUCGUGUGUCCGUUGAUGUCGGCCCGCGAGCCGUUCCUGGGCGCCGAUGCUACAGUGGAGUACGUGCAGCAACACAACGUCUUCGUGGGGCAGAACGACGCCGACGAGCACCCGGCGGCUGACGACCUCAGCGCCUGGCCUCCGGUCCUUCUCGAGCACCACGAGGCCGGAGCCUCCCUGGCACUAUCGGCGCUCAGCGGCCUGCUGGUCUAUUUUCACGAACUCAAGUUGGACCACCUCGCUCUGGCCAGAAAGUUUAACCACUACACACCGGCGGGCAGCAACGAGCUGGACCAUCUGGUGCUCGACGGAAAGACGCUCACCAACCUGGAGAUAUUCGAGAACAACUUUGACAAGGGCGUCGCGGGCACGCUGCUCAAUGUGAUGGACCAUUGCGUUACGCCAUUCGGUAAGCGCUUGUUCAAACGGUGGAUCGCGAAGCCGCUCCGCCGGGUCGAGGAUAUCGAGGAUCGCUUGAACGCUGUGGAGGAUUUGAAUGAACGGCCAGAGCUGCGCGACGCCCUCUGGGAGCAGCUCAAGUCUCUGCCCGACCUCGAACGUGCCAUUUCGCGCAUACACGCUGGCAGAGCCACCACGCUGCAGUUCAUCAGUGUGCUUGAAGCAUUUUAUCAGAUUUGGGAAACGUGGAACAAUCACUUCAAGGAGGAGGUGUUCACCCAAUUCAAGAGCAAGCACCUGCAAUCUAUUGUAAUCAUUGGGAUUCCCGACUACUCUGAGGUCUUGGGCUACUUCUGCGACGCAUUCGACUGGCAGGUGGCCAAGGAGAGAAAGCAAAUCACUCCCAAUCCGGGAGUCGAUUUGGGCUACGACGAGGUGCGAGAUAACAUCGCCGAUCUCGAGCAACAGCUGGAGGAGUACUUGGACCAGCAGAGGAAGCGCUUUGGAGUGUCCAUGCACUACACCACGUCGGAGAAGAAGGACUACCUGAUCGAGGUGCCCGUUGGCGAGGCCGAGGGGGUGGAUUUCCCCAAGAACGAGUUUGUCGAGCGCAAGGGCACCAAGGCGGUGAUCCGCCUGCAGGCGACGCGCGUGGCCGGCCUGGUGCCGAAGAUCGAGGAGGCCAAGGACGCACUCGACAGCUACCUGGCCGGUGUGCUGACCCAGUACCUGGCCACCUUCGGCCAACACUUUGCAGUGUGGUCCGCCGCCGUGACCUGCGUUGCCGAGCUGGACUGUCUGCUGUCGUUGGCCAAGACCUCGGCCUUCGGUGGAGACCCCAUGUGCCGGCCGACGUUCGUGGUCGACGUGCCCGAGGGGACCACGCCUGUGCUCGAAGUCGAAGAGCUGCGACACCCCUGCAUCACCCCGCGCGUGGCGGACACCUUCAUCCCCAACGACAUCAGAAUCGGAGGCCCACAUGCGCCGGUCGUGCUGUUGACGGGUCCCAACAUGGGCGGCAAGUCGACGCUCCUGCGCCAGGCGUGCAUAAGCGUCAUCAUGGCGCAGAUGGGUUGCUACGUGCCUGCUUCGAUUUGCCGCCUCACGCCUGUAGAUAGGAUAUUCACGCGAAUCGGCGCCAAUGAUAACAUCAUGGCCGGACAAUCCACGUUCAUGGUGGAACUGCAAGAGACGGCCAACAUCCUAAAGAAUGCCACGGCGCACUCGUUGGUCAUCAUGGACGAGCUGGGCCGAGGCACCAGCACCUUCGACGGAUAUGGCAUCGCCUACGGCGUGCUGGACGACCUUUCGCGCCGGUUGAAGUGUCGUUCGCUGUUUUCCACCCACUACCACCUCCUCACGAAGGAGUUCGAGGGCAACCGAGAGAUCGCCCUCUUUCACAUGGGCUGCCUCGCCAACAAAGAAACGAACGUGGCUCGAGCUGCGGGUGUCAUGGAGUCGGUUGUUCGGCGAGCGGAGGCUAUCGCCACCCGCUUCGAGGAGAAUCCCUCCCUUGACAAUUUUGCCCUCAUCGUGGGUGAGGAUGAGGGUGACGAGAACGCCGACGACGAGGAGAAUGGCCCUUCGCUGGCGGGUCCGCUCCAACCGGAAGAGGUGGCAGCGCUGCGCGAGGUGCAGGGGACCGAACUCAAUUUCAUCGGCUUUGGCAAGCUCCUAGGCCUGUGGUCCGACCUGGCACACAACCAGGGAUGA
This is a messenger RNA of Acanthamoeba castellanii str. Neff, 3801 nucleotides long. RefSeq names its product MutS domain containing protein. Gene Ontology annotation, molecular function: ATP-dependent DNA damage sensor activity; mismatched DNA binding; ATP binding. Gene Ontology annotation, biological process: mismatch repair. Lineage: Eukaryota; Discosea; Longamoebia; Acanthamoebidae. Gene Ontology annotation, cellular component: MutSalpha complex; nucleus. The coding region runs from base 1 to 3801 and encodes 1266 amino acids. The transcript is spliced from 27 exons. The record is from RefSeq and is a predicted model, not a curated record.